GGUGAAUCGGCCGCACUGUUCUCCAAACUGCGUAGCUUCUCCAUCGGCAGUGGCCCGAAUUCGCCACAGCGUGUAGUCUCGAAUAUACGCGGUUAUCUAUCGCAUCGCCUGAGCAAUAUCACACCAAGCGAUACAGGUUGUACAGACGGUUGCCAACAAUUCGACUAAAAUGCAAAAAUAUGCCAUACAACCAGUGUAGAGUGGAGAGAGAAAAGCUCAUGAGCGACAAGCCACAAGCAGCGGUCACAAAACAGAAGUUUGACGAAAGCAACGCUAAGCCAACACACAUACAAACUCAAACACACACACCACUAAGGAAACGAAUACACAAUGUGCCUGUUAGUAACAACAACAACAACAAGAACGACAAAAACAACAAAACUAAAUAAUAACAGAAGCAGCAAAGUGAACGAGAGAGCGCAACUUACCAACUAAUGUAAAAGUUUUUACAUUCCAAACCGACACGAGUGGCGAGGGAAACCCACAAAAGUUACAAACAAGCAUACAAACAUACAGAACCGGUGAAAUGCAACAAAAAUGAGAUUAAAAGUUCCGAAACUAACUGCAAACGUUUGGACUAAUUAUAAGACAACAACAAAGUACAUCAUAGCGUUUAAAAAGGGAUAGUAAGAGCGAAGCUGAGUUAAAGCAGCUAAAACUAAGGAGCACACGAGAGCAAUUAAGGAGCGAAACUCCAACCUCUGAACGCCGCAUACAGUACAAAACUAUAGCAAUACGAAGGAUAUUUAAAAAUUUUGAAAGUAUUUAACGCAAGUCCAACAAAAUGGCCGGUUCAUUUCAAAUACCGUUGCUCAAUCUGGAGCUGCGUGAAGUCAAAGAAAUCGUUUGGGAGAAAAUUCAAGAGCCGGUCAAUCAGCGCCGCCUCAUCUUGGUGAUAGUCUCGAUUGCGCUGCUGUUGGACAACAUGUUGUACAUGGUAAUCGUACCGAUUAUACCGGAUUAUUUGCGUGAGAUCGGCAGUUUCGAUGACGACACACCAACACCGCCACCAUUGCGUGAUAACCGCACCGGCAUGAUUAUACCAGUGCACCACGACCAUCAUGGACAGGACUCGGCCACCGGUAUACUGUUCGCAUCGAAAGCCAUCGUACAGUUGAUGGUGAAUCCCUUCUCGGGUGGUCUAAUCGAUCGCAUUGGCUAUGACUUACCCAUGAUGAUCGGACUGACCAUUAUGUUCUUCUCAACAGCGAUGUUCGCUUGCGGACGCAGUUAUAGUUUACUGUUCUUCGCGCGUUCGUUACAAGGUGCGGGUUCCGCAUUUGCCGACACAUCGGGAUUGGCCAUGAUAGCCGAUCGCUUUACCGAAGAAAAUGAACGUUCGCAGGCGUUGGGUAUUGCUUUGGCAUUCAUCAGUUUCGGUUGUUUGGUGGCGCCACCUUUCGGUGGUGCACUCUAUCAGUUCGCCGGCAAGGAAGUGCCCUUCCUCAUUUUGGCGUUGGUGUGCCUCUUGGAUGGCCUCAUGUUGUUGCUGGUCAUGAAACCAGUUAAAGAUCAAAUCAGACAAAGCAAAGAGGUUCAACAACAAACGAUUCCUAUAUGGCGCUUACUAAUGGAUCCAUACAUUGCGGUCUGUGCCGGUGCAUUGACUAUGUCGAAUGUGGCGUUGGCGUUCCUAGAACCCACCAUAUCGCUGUGGAUGGAAGAUAAUCUCACAACAGAGAAUUGGAAAAUCGGCAUGGUCUGGCUGCCCGCCUUCUUUCCACACGUGCUGGGCGUGGUGAUCACUGUGAAAAUGGCGAGAAAAUAUCCACAUCAUCAAUGGCUGAUGGCCGCCGUAGGUUUAGCGCUCGAAGGUUUCUCCUGUUUCCUCAUACCGUUCUCCAGCUCCUACAAAAUGCUUAUGAUACCCAUCUGCAUCAUUUGCUUCGGCAUCGCACUCAUCGACACCGCACUGCUACCGACGCUGGGCUACCUGGUGGACGUACGCUAUGUAUCCGUAUACGGCAGUAUUUACGCCAUUGCCGACAUCUCAUAUUCGAUCGCUUACGCAGUCGGGCCGAUUAUUGCGGGCGGUGUAGUGGAGGCAAUCGGUUUCACAGCGCUGAACUUCAUCAUUGCCUUCUCCAAUCUGCUGUAUGUACCCGUGUUGCGAAAACUACGUAAUAUCUACGAUUUCAAACCGUUCGAGAAUGAGGCCAACAUACUGAUGCAAGAUCCACCGAAUAAAGAGUAUCAAACCUAUGUUAUGCACGAUCAGAAGCCGGUCGAUGGUGAUUUCAAAAAUCAUCUCGAAUAUGGUCAACAGUAUCAGCAGGAGCAGGAAUCCAAUGUGGACGAUACAAACUAUGAGUACCAGCAGCAAGAUGGUUACCAGCAAAGUGGUGGUUAUCAGCAAAAUCAGGGUUACCAGCAGCAGCAAUAUCAACCGGGCUAUCAGGAGCAGGGCGGCAGUUAUCAGCAGGAAACGCGACAUCUUCCACAACAACGCGUCGCAAAUCCAUUCCAGCAUCAGCAGCAACAACAGCAGCAGCAAAUGAACGAUGGCGGCGGCGGGAGUAGAGGCCCAGCUGGCCCAGCGAAUCCAUUUAGACAAGGAUUUUAAAAUGUUGUCUUACACAAAGUUAGCGGUAAUCUAUGUUUGUUUUUAUAUCUUUGAUCGCAUAGUUUAUGUAUUUCGUUGAAUUAAUGCAAUAACAUAAAUAUGUACUUUGUUGUUGUGGCUAAUAGUUAUACUACUUAAUACCUAUACAUACAAACACAUACUAUAUAUAUGCAUAGGUGUUAAAUGAAAAAAAGCAAAAAAAUACGAGCAUAUAACCGUACAUAAUGUUGCACCUGAUAUAUCGCAGCAUACACGUACAUAUAUAUGUAUAUGCUUAGAUAUAUAUGAUAAGCAAGUUAGAUAACAGAAUCUCUAAAGUAGCUAAAUUAACCAAUGCAAAGAGCACAACUUUUGUAUUAUACACCGAAUAUACAUAGUUAUUUACAUAUAUCAUAUAGACCUAUGUAACUCUAGUUGAGUUGAAGACAUUAUAGCAUAGCAAUAACAAUGUACGCAUCAAUAUGUAUGUAUAGUUCUUGUACAGUUAAAAGUAUAGUUGGAACGCUUCUGAGCGAUUAUUGUGUGCAAGACUUUGCUUUUUACUAGUAAAUAUUCUCGAGCACAAAUUAUUAAUUUAGCGAUAACGAAUUUAUAAUUUCAUUUAUUUUUUAUCAUUAUUUAUCAGAAGAACAGCAAUACAGUUUAGAUAUUUGACGAAAGCGGUCAUGAAAGUAGCACUGAAUGACUCACGGCUGGAGUGAGUCAUAUGUUGUUCAGUGAUAUGACAUAUUCAAUGAAAUCGCUAAUAAAGCGGUUCACUGACUAAAAUAGUUUAAUCUGAAAAAAUAUUAAUUUCCGGUUGGCGCUACAAGACUGAAGUUUAGGCAGAGGAUUGAUUUCAAUCGUACCACAUCCAAUAUGGUUAACUGAGCAAAUUAAAACUGAGGAAAUACUCGAUCAAAAAAAUCACAGUGGGAUCUUUUGAUUGAAGAACAUUUUUUUUAACAUAGAUCACAUUUUUUUUUCAUUAAAAAUUUCAAGCAGAUUUAAUAGUUGUUUUCAAUUCGCCAAAUCCUUGAGAGUAAGCAAUCGUAAGACUCUCUUCACUUUUAAACAAACUGGAAGUAUUUGCUCUAACUUCUCCACGCACAGAUAAAUAGUGUUGCCCUUUCUUUAGUGGAGAAAUAUUUUUCGAGACAUUCGCAAUAAUAAAACUGGUCUAAAAUUGUCAAUAAGAUCAGUAAAGCCUAAAAGUGGUCGAAAAUGUCUAAAACUAUACUCGGUAGCAUUGAAGUUAGUCGUUACACCACAUACUCUCUCAUAUCCAACUCAACUCAUUAUAUUAGUUUUUGCCUUUUCAUAUGAAUGAAUCAAGGAAAUUACGCUCAAGUUAACGAGCAGAGAAAUGGCGAAUUGAAGAUAGCUAAUAUUUUCUGAAAACACCAAAUGCAAGUGAUCCUUGCUUAUUUGACACUACUUUAAGAUAUUACAAAAAUUGUUAAUAUCAGCUCUCUAAACGUUUUGUAUAUUCUCAAAAAGAAAAUAUAUUGAAUAUCAUUGACUCGAUCCCACGCUAACAAAAUAUUUGAUCCUUGCGGGCAAAAAACUGGCCCAAAUGGUUUUUGACAUUCUAAUUGGAGGUGAAGGUUCCCCAUCAAUAAAAAAAUUGAAGAGACCGGAACAAGUAAUAGUCCGAAGGCGCCAAGUUAGGAGAAUAUAGUGGGUAUGGUGGCAUAUCCCAUUCAAACUGCAAAAGCUUUUGGCGAGUUAUCAAACUGAGGUCUCGCAUUAUCCUAGUGGAACACUAUACUUUUUCGGUUGAUCAAUUCUGACCUCUAAUGUUUGAGUGCAUUACUCAAUUUGUCCAGCUGAUCACAAUACACUUCGGAAUGAAUCGUGGUAUUGUUGGACAAAAGUUCUCAAUAAAAGAUCUCCACACCAAACUGACAACAUAACCUUUUUUGUGAUUAUUGAGUAGACUAUCCACAUUUAAUUCAAUAGCUAUCAUUCCUUUGUGAAAACUUCAGUCAAUUUAGCCUCAAUAGCCACAUUAAGAUAUAUUAGUUAAAAAUUUCAAAGUUAGGAAAUACUCUUUUUUGUAAAUUAAAAUGGAAAAGUAUAUACCAAGAACAAUGAAGCUAGCAAAACCAAAGAUAACAAGUUAGGCAUAUGAUAAUUACAAAGAGUAGACAGAAACUGAAAUCGGAAGUUACGAGUAACAAAAACAUUAGCAUGUAUCUAUUGUAUGUAAGUAAGUACGGCAAACUAGCGAUUCGGUGCAGCAACGGCGGCACCCAACACAUGACAUCAAUAUCGCUUACAUAUCAAAAGUUGCACAAAAAUCUUUCGGGUGUCAUUGUGAAGUGCUGCUAGCGCAACGAAACGCUGGUGCGUCAUUUUAGAUUUAAUAAAAACCAAAAAAACAAAACAAUCCUCAGUUCAAUUAUGUGUUUAGUUUAAGUUUGAGGACAACAGCGGACAUUGCACGUGGACGACAUAUAUGUAGCGCAUGUCUACAUAUCAAAUCAAAGUUGACAUGCUGCUAUAGGUGGCGCCCACAAAGUCGCUGUGCCUGAUAACGAUUCUUAAACAUAAGACACAACCAAGGUAACGAUACAUAUCAGAGUCGCAUGGCUCGCCUGUUUAAAUUACCACAGUGAUAUUAAUUAUUGCUAUUUAGCCUGUAAUAUACAUGCAUACAUUUAUAGGAAAAAAACAAAAACAAAAAUAUAUACUUACAUAUAUAUAAUUAUAUAUAACUCUACAUAUAUAUAUAGAAAUAUAAAUAUAUAACUUUACUCAUGUGUAGUUUGAUAUCUCUUUGAAAUUAAGCAUACAUAAAACUAUAGCAAAAAUACUGAAUGCAUAUAUCUACACAAGGCAUAAAUAUUUUUAUUGCAAUUAUGCGCUAAACUCUGUAGUUAAUGUUUAAAUGUAUGAAUUAUCAUAUAUGUACAUAUCGUAUAUAAUAUACAAAUAUACAUAUAUCUAUAUAUAUACUAUAUGAAAUGACUUACACUGUUAUAUACACAUGACUAAUGAUAAUGAUUUUCGAUAGUGUUUACUAUGUUUAGGUGCAAAUAACUGUAAACGUUCUUCAAAUUUUUAUAUUUAAACUUUAUGAGUAAAUAUUAGCUACUUAUAGGUAUGUAAUUAUACAUACAUAUACAUAUUUAUAAAUAGGUGCACUUAAAGUGAGUGU
Zeugodacus cucurbitae (melon fly) is the source of this 5705-nucleotide messenger RNA. It is a transcript of the gene VAChT, whose product is annotated as vesicular acetylcholine transporter. The coding region runs from base 785 to 2563 and encodes 592 amino acids. Gene Ontology annotation, molecular function: xenobiotic transmembrane transporter activity; acetylcholine transmembrane transporter activity. The record is from RefSeq and is a predicted model, not a curated record. The transcript is spliced from 2 exons. NCBI's taxonomy places the organism in Eukaryota, Metazoa, Arthropoda, Insecta, Diptera, Tephritidae. Gene Ontology annotation, cellular component: AP-1 adaptor complex; AP-2 adaptor complex; terminal bouton. Gene Ontology annotation, biological process: chemical synaptic transmission; transmembrane transport; xenobiotic transport.